UUUAAGCUGUGGCAAAGAGAGAAAAAUCCCAUGUUUUCUGAAGAAAACACAUUUAUUGCAAAGUUUCUACAAUGUCAUAUCUCAUAAAUAUGAUGCAACACAUCCAACAUCUGGCCAUUAGACUGGAUUAGAACCCGACCUUUUCUUGACACUGUGCAAAGUAAGCAAGAUCACAAAGAAAAAUCACAAAGAAUCCAUAACAAGCCGUUUAUUUCAAGACUUUUGGUCACAUUUUUAGUAACUGUGAAGGUACCUGUACGUUAGAUGGCAACAGUUUAGGUAACAACACAUUUGUUGUUGUCAGGCAUGCCUGGGAAAAAAAAUUGUUUGCCAUCCUACCAUCACAAAUGUAAACUUGUGGAGUUUGAUAGGAUUUUAACAGGAACCAUUUCCUUUGGUUAAAUCAGAUUAAGGUUGAGCAUUUCAGGAACAAACCCUCCAAAUGAUGUGAUAGGAAAGAUGAAAAACUGGGAAACCCCCUCAUGAUAAAUACAGUAGAGGAUGUGUUAUGCUGUGGGCCUCUUUCUCCUCCAUUAGAACCUUAUGAUUUUUUUUUAUAAUCUUGUGAUCUUAGAAAGUGAAAGAAUUUGCUUAUAGUUUUAUAUUUCUGUCCGAUAAUGUCUCUCCAUACAUAAAUUACUAUUGCUCUAAGUUGAAUAACUACUUUUUACUUCUGCCUGACAACAAUAAAUUGAAGGAGUGCUGCUCUUAGUUGAGUACAAUUUUUUUUCUCCUAAAUGGUUCACCAGACAAAGACAACCAGCAAGAUUUCAAAUGAGCAACUUCUUUACUUCAUAUUGCGUGAUGCUACAAUGCAAAUAGAUUAAAUGAGUCCUGCCUUUUGAUCAGAUACGACUGUUUAAACAUAAUCAAGCCACUUCUCAUUUUCAUAUAGCUGAAUGAUAAACGCACAGAGCAGCUCAGAUAGACUGUGAGCUGCUGUCGACUGAGGAACGCCUAAAGCUUUUCUGCUAUUUCAGUUCAAGGCAACAUAGAGCUGAUUGUUUCACAAUGUGUUCUUUCUGCAGCAUCAAAUGUUGGUUCGUUUUCUUCAACGGCAUCUUCUUGGCUUCUGGGGUCGCCCUCAUCACAAUCGGAGCUCUCCAGUACUCGACCUACUCGCAGAUCGGCACUUUUGCAGGGAGCGGCUUGUCCAAAAUCGCCAUCGUCCUCAUUGCAGUGGGUGCCGUCAUCGCCCUUGUGUCCAUUUUGGGACAUUGUGGGGCAUUCCUGAACAAUUCUACCAUGGUGUCUUGUUUCAUCUGCAUCCUGAUAAUCAUCAUCCUUUUGGAGAUAUUUACAGGAGCUGCCUUUUAUAUAUUUCGCAGCAGGACUGCCCUUCUGCAGAUGAACAGCGGGAUCAACACCCAAGCUCGGGCCGCGGUCUACGAAUACAGCCCAAAGAACAGACACGCCAUCAACAGGAUUCAGGAAAAGUUCAGCUGCUGCGGCGCCGACACUUACACCGACUGGUCCAGAAGUGUGGGCUGGGGAAACCAUGAAGCCGUGCCAGAUUCCUGCUGCCCGGAGAAGAGAGAAGGCUGUGGACAUGACAAGGAUAAAGCUCACAAAAAGGGAUGUAUCUCAGCUAUAAAGCUCUUUCUGUUGAAGAAUCUGGUGUGGGUCGGCGGCGUUUGCAUCGCUCUUGGAAUCACAGAGGUGUUUGGAGUGAUAGUCGGAGUGUGCCUCUGUCUGAACAUUAAACGCAAAAAUUAUGAGAACGUCGACUAAUUCAUCAUCACAACCAUCUUCACACAUCAACAAACAAACUAAUAAACUUGUUUGACCAUAAUA
This is a messenger RNA of Poecilia latipinna (sailfin molly), 1794 nucleotides long. Its product is annotated as CD63 antigen-like. The record is from RefSeq and is a predicted model, not a curated record. Gene Ontology annotation, cellular component: plasma membrane. The coding region runs from base 1012 to 1731 and encodes 239 amino acids. The transcript has 7 exons. Lineage: Eukaryota; Metazoa; Chordata; Actinopteri; Cyprinodontiformes; Poeciliidae.